Molecule: messenger RNA, 4287 nt
Organism: Micropterus dolomieu (smallmouth bass)
Lineage: Eukaryota; Metazoa; Chordata; Actinopteri; Centrarchiformes; Centrarchidae
Gene: ints6l
Product: integrator complex subunit 6 like
Exons: 18
Coding region: 171-2867 (898 amino acids)
Biological process (GO): snRNA 3'-end processing
Cellular component (GO): integrator complex
Source: RefSeq, a predicted model, not a curated record
AGAGCUCUAGAAAGGCAGAUAGAGAGGGAGCAGAGGCAACGGCCCUCUUCUGGAGGGGGGGCUUAUUAUAACAAAUAUACACACAUGUGUGAACAGUUUGGCCGCACGAUAGGUCAUAUGUGGAUAACAGUUAUUUUAGAAAAGCAUACAUUCGCGGCUUUACAUUUAAAAUGCCUAUUUUACUUUUCCUGUUAGACACGUCCGCCUCUAUGAAUCAGCGCACUUAUUUGGGUACGACGUAUCUGGACGUUGCUAAAGGCGCGGUUGAGGUCUUUAUGAAGCUGCGUGCCCGAGACCCGGCUAGUAGAGGCGACAGGUACAUGCUAGUUACAUUCGAUGAUCCACCAUACGGAGUGAAGGCCGGCUGGAAGGAAAACCAUGCCACCUUCAUGUGCGAGCUGAAGAACCUGCAGGCAUCUGGGCUGACAACAUUAGGUCACGCUCUCCGCACAUCCUUUGAUCUGCUUAACCUCAACCGCCUUGUCUCAGGCAUCGACAAUUAUGGACAGGGCCGUAACCCCUUCUUCCUUGAGCCAUCUGUGAUCAUCACUAUCACUGAUGGGAACAAGCUCACACACAGCUCUGGGGUGCCAGAUGAGCUGCACCUGCCUCUGAACUCUCCAUUGGCAGGCAGUGAGCUAACCAAAGAGCCCUUUCGCUGGGACCAGCGUCUGUUUGCGUUGGUGCUGAGGCUGCCAGGAGCAGUCACACCAGACAACGAGCAGCUAGGCAGCGUCCCCACAGAUGAGUCUGCCAUCACCCAGAUGUGUGAAGUCACUGGAGGACGAUCAUACUGUGUGCGGACACAGAGGAUGUUGAACCAGUGUCUAGAGUCUCUGGUACAAAAGGUUCAAAGCGGUGUUGUCAUUAAUUUUGAGAAGACAGGGCCAGAUCCACUUAUCAUCGGGGAAGAAAACUCAGUGGAGUCAAUUCGUCCCGUGUCAUCCUUCAGCCAACAGCCGUGGCACAGUUGCCACAAACUCAUCUACGUACGCCCGAACCCAAAGACGGGGGUUCCAGUUGGGCAUUGGCCCAUACCAGAGUCCUUCUGGCCAGACCAGAACUCUCCUACCCUGCCACCUCGCACUGCACAUCCUGUAGUCCGUUUCUCUUGUGUGGACUGUGAGCCCAUGGUGAUUGACAAGCUUCCCUUUGACAAGUAUGAACUGGAGCCAUCUCCACUCACCCAGUUCAUUUUGGAAAGGAAGUCUCCACACAUGUGCUGGCAGGUGUUUGUUACCAGCAGUGCUAAGCAAAAUGACCUGGGACAGCCAUUUGGCUACCUUAAAGCCAGCACCACUCUCACCUGUGUCAAUCUGUUUGUCAUGCCCUACAACUACCCAGUCCUUCUCCCACUCCUCGAUGAUUUGUUUAAAGUGCACAAACUAAAACCAAACCUCAAGUGGCGACAGGCUUUUGAGAUGUACCUGAAGACUAUGCCUCCAUACUUUCUUUUGCCCUUAAAAAAGGCGUUGAGGAUGAUGGGUGCACCUAACCUUAUUGCAGACACCAUGGACUGUGGCCUGAGUUACAGUGUAAUCUCUUACUUGAAGAAGCUCAGCCAGCAGGCAAAGAUGGAAUCAGAUCGUCUAAUCGUCUCUGUGGGGAAGAAGGCUCCCCAAGAAACCGGCAUAAAGGUGAAGAACCACUCCAGCUCUCUCUCACUGGCCCACCGCAGGGACUUUAAGCAGCUGCUGCAGGGAAUCACCGGGGAGGGCCCUCUUCGCCUGGUGGACAUGAACUUCAAAGAGUUCGCUGGCUUCCAGAUCGCCCUGCUCAACAAGGAUUUAAAACCUCAAGCCUAUCGAAAUGCAUACGACAUCCCAAGACGGAACCUUCUGGAUCAACUCACCCGAAUGCGCUCCAAUUUGCUGCGGACGUCACAAAAACUGAUUCGAGGGCAAGAUGAAGACUAUCUGCACAGCAUCCCAGUGGCUCAGAUGGGAAACUAUCAGGAGUACCUCAAAAUGAUGCCAUCUCCUUUGAGAGAGAUCGACCCUGACCAACCUAAACGCCUGCACACGUUUGGGAAUCCUUUCAAGCAGGAUAAGAAGGGGAUGAUGAUCGAUGAGGCAGAUGAGUUUGUAGCGGGCCCUCAAAAUAAGAAAAGAGGAAAUUCCAGCGAUUCCAACUCAGGGGCCACUGUGAAGCGAAGGCGGAGUAUGUCCCCAUUACUGCGGCGGUCACAGACUCCACCAGUGACCACCAACCAUGUGGUGGUGGGAAAGAAUCCGGUGGGGGUUCAAGGGCAGCAGAACCUCCUCAAACCCAUCCCCCAGCACAAAGGAGUGGAUGACAGCAACAUGGUGGUCACUGAGAGUAACGGUGACGGGGUUCUUGGCCCUGAUUCGGGGGAGAUCUGGCUCGCUGAGAUUGACAGUGUAGCAGGGAACGCACCCUCACUGAGUCUAGAGGAGAAGGCCGGGCUGGUGGCAGCUGAACCAGAAGAGGACAUCCACAUGACGGAGGAGGGACUACCGGAAGAUCGUCUUGAUGAGCAGUCGCUGGAGGAGAAACACAACUGUGAGAGACUGAGUCCGCAGAGCCACUUAGAGGGCACUGAAGCUGACCCUGCAGUGCUUGAGACUAUAUUCAUAGCCCCACUAGACGGCAGCCAAGCAGAGCUGAGGAGUCGGGUCAUCAAGGAGGUCCGCAAACCUGGGCGAAACUAUGAGGCAAUACUCAGACUACUGCAGCAGGUCAAAGGACCAGUUAAUGUUCAAAGGUACUUCAUCCAACAUGCUAUCAAAGAGGCUGUCAGGUUCAAGAAGCGGGUACUGAUCCAGCAGCUGGAGAUGGCUCUCGCUGAGGUAGAGAAGAAGCAAGCAACAUCCUCGCAGCUUCUCAAUGAUCAUGGAAGUUUGUGAGGAAGCCACCUUGAAAAGAGACGUCUGUGUUGACUAGCCUCAAAAAGACGAAUUGGGGGGGGGGGCGUGCAAAUGCACUGGUAGCAGACGCUCCAAAUGUCUCUGUGCUGUUACAUCACAUCCUGUAAGAGCCGAAAGGUAGGGGGUUUAACUGGAGGAGGGGCCUUCAGGACACAUCCACUGAAGAUUUGUAAAGAGAUUUGAAUAUAAUCCUCCUUAAAUUGACAGAUGCCUUAAAAAUCCAUAUGGCUUUUGUCUGUAUCGGCACAUUGUUCAGUAGACACACACACACACACACACACACACACACACUCCGUUAGACAGAUACACAAUAAGCCGUAAGAUCCUCAAAUGGCAGUUGUUGUUAUUUAAAAAUAGACCUUUCUUCAGCUGGUCUGAAAAGUGUUUGUAAGACUGCAAUUUCUUUUUAUUUUUUAGUAAAAAAAUGUUGUGCAUUCAUGUAGAUUCAUGGCGAAUAGGAGAAAUUUGAUCCACAAAACGAUACUGUUACCUAAUAUUUUCCUGGCCGUAACAGCAGAUACUGAAGCAUUAACAGUAGCGGUGGGCGAAGAAUGGAGACUAAAUGUAAGUUCAUGUUGCAGUAGCAAUAGUGCUAUAUCGUCAAUCUUAAGGAAAAUCAAUUGAGAAACCACUGAAAGUUAAAAUAUCCACAUGGAAAUGUCUGUUUUUGGCAAUCCAGUCAACCUUCACACCUCUGUUUUAACCUAAUUAACUGGCAUUUAAAAGUCCGGGACCAUUUUGUUACUAAUUUAACAGUUCUCCUGGAAAAACACUUCACACUGUAGUGACGCACACUGAAAGUAUAUAGAUGUAUCAGUAUUUUGGGACACUUGCACAUUACUGUGUUGGACUGGAAAUGGAUUUUUCCGUGAAAUACCUACCACAAGACAGUUGUGUUUACUGGUUUAUUGACUGAGCAUCAUUAUCCGCCAUUUCAGCAAUAGAAUAUGAGUUCAGUGAAUGCAGCUGUUAGUAUCCACUUAGUUUACUCCUCCAGAAGACAGAGAGAUAGUGUCCUGUAAAUCUCCCUCCACAGCACCACAAACACUCCUUUGAUUCCCAGAAUUACUACUUUAUUCGGAGGAAUUUCUGCAUCUGUCCGGGCUCAGCCGAGGGUCACCUGUUGUUGAACUUUAACAGCUGGUAAUCUCCCCUCUGCCGCUUUUUACAUAAACCCAGGUUAGCGCUCCUCUGUUUUCCUUGUUUUUAUGACAGAUGUACACUACUUUUUAAUGUUCAUAAGGAAUAUAGAUUAUUUUUGUGAAUUUGUUUAUUUCAGAGUAUAAGAAAUAUUUUGAAUAAAAAUGUUUAAUGCCAAUUUUGUAAACUGUUAAAUACAUCUAUAAAACGGAAAAGUUUUUUUUAACAAAACAAAAAAUAAACCACAGGUAGAAUGGUA